Phytophthora megakarya is the source of this 723-nucleotide messenger RNA. NCBI's taxonomy places the organism in Eukaryota, Oomycota, Peronosporomycetes, Peronosporales, Peronosporaceae. The record is from the annotation of a GenBank genome assembly.
AUGGACGCGGAACGCAGUAUGACACCGCUGGCGGAACAAAUGAUGCUUUUCAGGCACAACAUCCCAGCGCCAUCCCAAAUGGGGCCAGGCUUGGGGCGGAGCUCGUACAUUGACGACAUCGCUCAUGGGGCAGCCCCAUGGGGUCAACUAUGUGACGACCUGGAUGCACUACUCUAUCGGGAUACGUGCUACCCCAAAAUCGUGAAAGGCAUUCAGGAACUACCGUUCCCGUCAACCCUGAAUGGAGUCCAAUCAUUCCUAGGCAGUCUGAAUUACUACCACAAGUUCAUCGAAGCCUAUGUCAUGGUAGCUGCGUCACUCUACAAGUUGACGGUAGAUCAAGUGCACGCAGGGCGAGAUCUGAUUCGAGCGAAGGAGUCUUCGGAGAUCCUGAAAAGGAAGAUUGUGUCGACUCCGCUGCUUAGACAUCCGGAUCGAACGAUACCUUUCAUGAUCAUUCCUCAUGCGAAUCAGUGGGCUUCUUGUGCAGUCCUCGGACAGAUACAUGACGGACUUGUUCAACCUGUUCGAUUCGCGGGGCGUGUCUUGAAUGGCGCCGAGUUCAAAUACCAUAUCGCUGAGAAGGAAGUUCUCGCUGUGAUGCGGGCGCUCCAUGUGUUCAAGAACCUGGUCGAAGGAUGUCCUUUGAUAAUCUACACCCGACAUUCAGUGUUGAAGUGGGUCAUCAAUUUCAAGACAACUGAAGGUCGUCUAGUGCCAUAA